UCUCACGCUAACAUUAUACAUUAUUCAUUCAGUUAAAUUAGAAGGAAAGUUGGGUCGUCAAAAUGAUGUUACUUGAUUUCUUUAUAUUUAUGUUACUGUUGCGUGGUAAUGUGGGAGAAAACAGCGAAUCCCGACGCCUUGUUUACCACAGUGGUGAGGACAUUGCCGCCGAGGUUCAGAAGUUACGCCAGGAAAUACAAGACCUGAGGGCUGAAGUGACAACAUUAAAACAAGAAAAAGGUUCAACUUAUGUCAGAUGGGGUAGAACGACAUGCAGUGGAAACGAAACAGAAAAAGUGUACUCAGGAUUUACUUCAGGAUCACCGCAUGACACGGUAGGUGGUGCGAGUUACGUCUGUCUGCCUCAACAUCCUACAUGGGCAAAAUACGUUGAUGGUAUACAAGACGUAGGUGGAUAUAUUUCCGGGACAGAAUAUCAGAUAUAUACAGCCACGUAUAGCCCAUUUCCUCAAAAUAUGCAAGACCAAGAUGCACCAUGUGUUGUUUGUCGUACCAAGCGGCCAACCACACUUAUGAUUCCAGGAAAGACAGACUGCUACCCCGGCUGGACAAUGGAAUACAUCGGGUAUCUAAUGACUGAACAUAGCACUCAUAAAGAUACCAGUAAUUAUGCAUGUGUAGAUGCGAAUCCAGAGGCUGUGUAUCACGGAGAAGCGAACAUGAACGGAAAACUGUUCUACUUCACAGAAGUAAAGUGUGGAUCUCUACCAUGUCAGGAGUAUCCGGACGGACGUGAACUGGCGUGUGUUGUUUGCUCAAAAUGAACGACCCGAGAUGAUAUAUCUGCACUCGUAUAUGUCUAAUACUUCACUUAUCAAAAUAAAUACAUUUAUUUAUGAUUCUGUUUUAAUCACGAUUCCAUUAUAUCAAUGUCUUUUCCG
Messenger RNA from Mercenaria mercenaria, 902 nucleotides. RefSeq lists its product as uncharacterized. The transcript has 3 exons. The record is from RefSeq and is a predicted model, not a curated record. Bases 63 to 785 code for a protein of 240 amino acids. Lineage: Eukaryota; Metazoa; Mollusca; Bivalvia; Venerida; Veneridae.